Molecule: messenger RNA, 3150 nt
Organism: Cydia strobilella
Lineage: Eukaryota; Metazoa; Arthropoda; Insecta; Lepidoptera; Tortricidae
Gene: Eif2g
Product: eukaryotic translation initiation factor 2 subunit 3-like
Exons: 3
Coding region: 171-1958 (595 amino acids)
Biological process (GO): formation of translation preinitiation complex
Cellular component (GO): eukaryotic translation initiation factor 2 complex; cytosol; nucleus
Molecular function (GO): GTPase activity; GTP binding; zinc ion binding
Source: RefSeq, a predicted model, not a curated record
UCCAUCCAUCCAUGCCACUAGCCGCGCCAUCCCGCCACGAAAUCUACAAAUUUUGUGAGGUGAAAUAGUUUAAAUUUAUGGGCAAUAGGGCACUAAGAUUCGAAUAAAACUAUUUAUUAUUACCAUUAUUUGUAGACGGCACAACAAGAGUUACUAUCUGCGGCUGAAACAUGGCAUCGAGUGAAGGACAGACUGCCAAGUCAAACUUGCAUCAGCAAGACUUAACCAAACUUGAUAUCACAAAAUUGUCAGCUCUGUCUCCUGAAGUGAUCUCCAGACAAGCCACAAUUAAUAUUGGUACCAUUGGUCAUGUAGCUCACGGAAAGUCAACAGUUGUGAAAGCAAUCUCAGGAGUGCAGACUGUCAGAUUUAAGAAUGAACUGGAAAGGAAUAUUACUAUCAAAUUAGAGCGCCUGUCGGACUCAGUGUUGAGGUUGUUCCGUGAAAGAGCUGAUGAGAAAGAUGAGAAUAUGUAUGCCAAAAAGUUGAGAAAAUCGAGAAAAAGAAACCAUUCACUAGACCCUGGGGAAGAAGAUAUGCCCGUUGCCAAGAGACAGAAGAAAGGCAAGGUGAAGCAGGAAGAAGAUGACUACAUCAUAGAAAAAAUUGUUGACAUCAAAUUCGAAGAUGGCAUAGAAUAUUUUUAUAUAAAAUGGAAAGGUUUUGAUGAUGAUGAAAACACAUGGGAACCACUGGCUCAUCUUGACAACUGCCCGGAACUUCUGCGAGAAUUUCUUACUGAUAAAGAAUUAACAUACUGUGAAAGUAUUGAUAAACUAAAAAAUGAAAUUUCAUUUGGAGAUUUACUCAGUGAAGAUAACUUAGUAGCUAGAAUAGAUGAAGUAGAUGAGACUGACAUAUACAAACUAAAGGAGGCAUUAACAAUUAAAUUACUCUGCAUGAUAAUUUUACCUGCAGAAGAGGAACAAUUUGCUGCAGAACUUGUUCAAGAUACUAGAAAUAUAUAUCAACUCUAUGUGUUGUGUAGAAAGAGAUGUCGACAGAUGAUGUCCUUAAAACAAUGGGAAGAACACAUAAAUCAAGUUGAUAAAUCAAAGAAACUUACUAUAGAAAAUGAGGUUGAUUUGGCUGGUCCUCCGGAAAACUUCACGUACAUAAAUCAGUCUAUUCCUGGUGUGGGGGUAACCAUUCCAGAUGAUCCUCCAAUAGGGUGUGACUGCACUGCCUGCAACUGCCGCUCUAAGUCCUGCUGCGGAAUGCAGGCAGGCCUGUUUGCGUACACUGUCAACAAGAGAUUACGCGUCGCAUCUGGGACGCCAAUUUACGAGUGCAACAAAGCCUGCAAAUGUUCAUCAGAUUGCAACAACAGAGUUGUUCAAGGAGGAAGAAAUAUCAAGCUAUGUAUCUACAGAACGGCCAAUGGCUGUGGGUGGGGUAUCAGAACAGAACAGAACAUAAAACAGGGACAAUUCAUCUGUCAAUAUGUAGGAGAAGUAAUUACUUUUGAAGAGGCUGAGAAACGCGGGAGGGAAUAUGACGCUAAUGGCUUGACAUAUCUGUUUGAUCUGGAUUUUAACUCUGUGGAAAAUCCUUACGUAGUUGAUGCAGCGCACCUUGGGAAUGUAUCACAUUUUAUAAACCACUCCUGUGAUCCUAACUUGGGAGUCUGGGCCAUAUGGGCUGAUUGUCUUGAUCCUAAUCUUCCAAUGCUGGCAUUGUUUGCGACACGGGAUAUUGAUGCGGGAGAGGAAAUUUGUUUUGAUUAUUUGCAGAAAGCAAAUGAUAAUGAUGAAGAACCUGGCAGCCACGCGCCACGGAAACCCGUGGUAGAGGCAGAUGACGCAAGUAUUCCAAACGGUGAUGAAGCAACCACUGCAGACUCCCCUGCCUCUCCUGCUAAAUCCAGAUUUGAAAUUCAACAGCAAAAUAUGAGCAUGCUAAGAAACAGAACUGAAUGCAAGUGUGGGACCAUGAAAUGUAGAAAAUACUUAUUUUAAAUGGUACUACUAGCUCAGUUUUACAAAAUGGAUAUAAUUUCCAAGCGUUUAUUUUACUUACAGUAUCACAAGUGUCUACACACUGAAUCUCUUUAAAUCUGGAAUUAAAUUAGUGCCUUAAUCUAAGCGCCUUUGAUCUUUAUGAAAUAACAACCAUUUUUAGAUGUGUGUUUAGAUUUUUAUUUUAUAAAACAUUUAUAGACGUUUUUAUAAAACUUUUGCUGAUUGUUAGCUUUUAGGUCUUAUACAAUGUUCUCGUUAUUAAUGAGAAGUUUACUGUGUAAGAUAAAAAUGUAAGGUUCAUUUUCACAAUGAAUUAUUAUUGUUAUUUGUCUGUCUUUCCAUAUCUCGGGACCAUGGGGUCCCGGACCUUUGGGAAGCGUGGGUGGGGCCAACAGCGCAGAGUCCCUUUAAUACAAAUUAAUCUGAAAGCAAGGGAUACACGUGGCGGAUACCAUCCCCGAACGCACAAUGUGAUACAUCCGGAGAUGGUCCCGGCCAGGUGCAGAAUAUUGCAAUGCAGCACUUUAGUGCUGGGAACUUAGAUCAUAGGCUAGAUUUGAAUGUUGGAUGGACUGGAUAAUGGGAAGAGACUACCGGUCACCUGCUAUGACAAUCAGGCUCAAAAUUGUGAAACAGGUGGUGACUCGCUAACUCAAUUGUGACGUUUUCAAUCAAAAGGUACCACAUUGUCGCUUGUUGAUAAGGUUCAUUUCUAAUUGAAGCUAUAUGGAAAUAGCGCCUUACUAUCAAGCGACAAUAAGUACCCUUUUGGUUGAAAAUGGCACAAAUAGUGGCAUGAAAGAUAUGUGUAUUAGGGUAUUGUAGAUGUUUAUUAAGUAAGAAAAUUGGACGUGUAGAAUUUCGGCAUUUAAGCUGAAAUAUUGAGUUCUUCCUUAGAUAUUUCUUUUUAGAAAAUUGUUUAUAAAUAUUAGAAUGUUUAUGAUUUCAGAACCAUUGGUUGUUGUCUCUACAGUCAGCAGCAGAAGUGACUAAGCGGACGAGGUGUUUCAAAUAAUCUGAACAUUACUUUUUGGCAGACAAAGAACCUGUGUUGAUAAAAUUAUACAUAAACAAUUGACCCGCUUAGCCACUUCUGCCAUUGACUUUCUCUGUAACAUGCUCUGUGGUGCAUGCUUUAAUUUUAUGCAUUGUAUGUUAAGUAUUAUGGUAAUACAUGUAUUAAUAUUCA